This is a messenger RNA of Micropterus salmoides (largemouth bass), 4794 nucleotides long. RefSeq names its product von Willebrand factor A domain containing 5B2 (gene vwa5b2). NCBI's taxonomy places the organism in Eukaryota, Metazoa, Chordata, Actinopteri, Centrarchiformes, Centrarchidae. The record is from RefSeq and is a predicted model, not a curated record.
AAAUUCCUCUUCCUGUCUGCUCAGACCAUUUCACAUUGUGUACCUGUGUUCCUACUAGCAGAGUAGAGGCUUGCUGCUGCCACGAAAAGAUGGUGGGACUGAGAAACUGCUCUACAUGGGAGCCACUGCUACUCAAGGCUUCCUGCAUCAAGUCCUGUGCCAACGGCUGCUCCCUGGGAAUCACCGCACACCUUACCUAUGCGAAUGCUGACAUAGAGUCUGUAGAAGGUGUGUUUGUGUACCCUCUCGGGGAAAAGGAAGUUGUGGUGGGCUUUGAGGCUGUGAUUGCGGGCCGGUUGGUGGGGGUCCAGAUCCAGAGCAGAGGGAAGAUUAAAGAGUGCUGUUUGGAUUGCUGUCCUGGAUCUUGUCUUGAAGGCCACUGUGGGGAUGGCCGGGAGUGGGGCUGCUGUGGGAGCUCCAGCCUUGACGUGCAAUGCACUAACGGACAUCUCAUCCUGGACGAAGACCUUGAAAGAACGACCUUCAUUGUGGGCACAGGUGUCAUUGGUCCCAUGGAUAUAGUAUCAGUUGUCAUAAGCACCACACUAGAACUCCCCACAUUAGAAAAUGGAGCAAUCCGCAUUGUCUACCCCACAUUGCUUACCCCGAUCGUCACUGGCCAGAUGACUCCAAGCAAGAGUGAAAACGGGGGGAAAUCUGAAGAAACUGGACCAACCAGCUGUUUCGGGGCCACCUCAGGAAAACAAGGCCGGACCCUAGGCUCUGUGCAGCAGUGUGCCCAUGCCAUCUUCACCAGUCCAGCUGCCAACCUGGCGCCUUACGAACUCAACUUCCAGCUGCUGGUCCGAGGGGCCUGCCUACUGGCUGGACUGGAGAGCCCCACUCACGCUCUGAGGGCAGAUGCAGACCCCAGUGCCCAAAGUGCCUCUGCUACCUACAUCACCUUGGCCCAGGAGCAUCCAUAUGACAGACACAUAGAGAUCAUUCUGCACCUCAGUGAACCUCACAGCCUGGUCAUAUUAGAGAGAGGCAGGCUCUCGUUCAGCCAGUAUGAACAGCAGAUCUGUUCCCGCCGUGAUUUCAUUCGCUGCACCCGCAAAGAUUCAGAACCUGAGAGGAGGCUGGAGUUUGUGAGGAAGCGAUACCACAAGGACAUUCUGAGCAGCCCCGUCUUGAUGCUCAACUUCUGCCCCGACUUGGUGUGUGAACCGCUGGAGCUGCACAGAGCCACCAGAGAACUGCUGUUCCUUGUCGAUCGCAGUGGCAGCAUGAGUGGCACCAACAUCCAUCGCGUAAAGGACGCCAUGGUGGUGGCACUGAAGAGCCUCCCUUCUGGCACUAUGCUCAACAUUGUGGGCUUCGGCACCACCAUCAAGCCUCUGUUCCCCUCAAGCAAGCUCUGCGCUGAUGUCACUCUAAUGCAGGCAUAUGAAUAUGUCCAGCGGAUGAGAGCCGACAUGCGAGGCACCAACCUUCUGGGAGCGCUGUCCUGGGUGUACCAACAGCCCAUGCAGCGCUCAUAUCCUCGCCAGGUCUUUAUCAUCACAGAUGGAUGCAUCAGUAAUGUGGCUAAGGUGCUGGAACUGGUCCGCAGAAAUACAUGCGCUGGCAGAUGCUUUGGCCUGGGCCUUGGUCCCAGAGCUUGCAGGAGACUCCUGCAGGGCGUUGCCAAACUGACAGGAGGGACUACAGAGCUCUUGGAUGAUGAUGAGCGACUCCAGCCCAAGUUAAUCAAGUCUCUGAAAAAGGCCUUUGAACCUGUGCUGACUGACGUGCGGAUUGAUUGGUACCUGCCAGAAAACAUGGAGGCCUUUCUUUCACCCAGUGAAAUCCCUCCUCUCUACCCUGGGAAUCGUCUAAUUGGAUAUUGCACUCUAUACGAUAUGAAGAAUUUCAAAGCAAAAAAGACAGAGUCUCAAGGACGGGGCGAUAAAGGUGUGCAUCUUGGUUCCACUGGUUCAGUUUUUGGCCAAUCAAAUGACGAGCUUUCACCUCCUCCUGCCUCCGAGUUAAUGCCUGUGGUGACAAGUGCAGAUGGCACCGACUUGGAUGAGGCACUGAGGGAGAUUUCCAGAGAAAUCUCCUCUGAGUUCUCCUGUGCCAAAAACACAGACCCUGGCACCAGCCCAGGAGUGGAGUUAGACUGGUCCAGUGACGUGAGGAGGAGGAUCCAGGAGAGCUCUUAUAUCCAGGAGCAGUAUGUCCUUACUCGCUGCUCCCUCAGUAGUGAGCGGAGUCUACAAACACAGUCCCACUCACACAUCCACGCCUCGUCCAACUCUGACUCUGCGGGUGGGGUCUUUCUGCCAGACCCUCACUCCUGUGGUUCAGUGCUGGACACGGGGUCGCUACCCCAAGGUCUUGAAAAGAUGCCCCCUCCAGAACAGAGAUCAUCCCUGUCUCGCUGGGCAGACCCUGUGUGGCAGCAAAACCUCUCAGUGGAAACUCCUGAUAACAGGGCAGAAAAGAAUGGGUGUGUGGAUGGAGGUGAGGAGUCUCGUAGGAGACAUAAAGCACUGGCCCGUUCAACCAUGGCAGCACGGAGUUUCUCGUCCCCCCAGGGUGAGCUGGAGAUGCAUCGCCUGAGGAGAGCUCUGGAGAGGGUCUCUUUCGACCAAACACUGGGAGGGAGGCUGGAUGAAAGCGAUGGAGAGAUGAAGCCCCCCAUCAAGAGGGACACUUCCCGCAGAAGCCUCACUGACUCCAACGGACUCCUAUUCCCUGCCUCUCCUCUGGACUGGGACAGCUUCACAGACCCGGAGUACCUCUUUACCGCUAUUCCACCGGAGGAUCCCCCGCCAGGUCAGUGUCGCUCACUCAUUCACGGUCUGCUGAGAGGCAGACCUGUCUCCUGGGAGGUCACGGUGGACCUGGCGCACCUCUGGACCCCUGAGGGCCAGGAUACACACCUGGAGUUGAUGGAUGGAGGAGGAAAAGGGGGGCGAGAAGGAAGAGGACGGGAGCCGUGGGAGGAGAUCAUUCACCAACUCACUGCUCGCUCAGUCAUAAGGGACUUUGAGAAAAUGGCAGAGAAGGAGAGCGAUUUUGGACAUGGUUCAGCUAAGCGAUAUCGUAUGAAGGCUAUCCAGACCAGUAAGCACUGUAAUAUCAUCUGCAUGUACACAGCCUUCACUACCACUGAUAACAACUCUAAUAAAGGCUUGGCAGACAGCAUGGAGCUCCACACAGAAACUGCAGGGGUGCAUUUGGGUAACAGGCGGAGUUCCCAGUCAGGUAGUCGCAGGCAGAGGGCCUAUUCUGUCGGUUUGGGCAGACGGCGCGCCAGCAGAGAUGGUGAAGAGACUGAGGACACCUGGAACUCUACAGACAGAGAUGACACCCCUGCCUCACCCUGUAGCCUUACAUCCUGGGACUCUAGUGUAGGGGGCAGUGCCUACUCUGCCACAGCCCCAGCGCUAACAGGUGCCACAUGCACUCGUUCACAGCGAUCUAUCGAGAGCAAGUCAAUGGAGAGCUUCUUUGGCGCCAGAUUUCCUCUGGGCAUACUCAGGUCCUCUGUUUCAUCAGGAAAGCAGGUUCCUCUCAAGUCCCACUGUCUGUCUGCUGAGACUGAGAAACACCCUGAAACCGAAGCUCCAGACUACCUGUCCCUGGUGCGGCUGCAGCUGGCAUCAGGUGCUUUUCUCAUGACAGAAAGCUACUCGGACUGUGUCCAGAUCCCCCUGGACCGCCUGAAGAGGGCAUCACCCUACAGCCUCCACCGCCGCAGUCUCAGCCCGCCCUUCCGCUGCACAUCUCCCAGUGCUCCAUCUUUAUCCACCUCCACCAAGCCUCCCGGUGUUCCCACUAGUCACCACGUUACCUUUUCUCCUUCUUCAUGCUCCUUCGCCAAACCAACUGCACCUCCUUUCCACCACACUCCAGAUGACACUCCCUUGAUGCUGGAACCAAGGGUUCGCCGCAGACACCUGUCUGACCGAGACCCUGUCACCUCACCCCCUGAUCUUCCCAGCUCGGAGGAGGGCUCCCUGGAGCUAUCUGUAGGUCCCUCUCAGAGCCAGAGCCACGGCCAGGCAGAUAGUGGUCGCGGAUCAGAGACAGAUGUAUGUGAAAGCUCUUCAGUAGACCCAGCAGACCUACAGGGUAGCAGCAAGUUGGCUCAAGAGGACCUGGAGGGGUCCAGCUGGGCCACAGCUGUGGCCCUAGCCUGGCUUGAGCACCGCUGUGCUGGCUACUUCAUGGAGUGGGAGCUGGUGGCAGCAAAAGCAGACUUCUGGCUGCGCUGUCAGGAGCUGCCUGAGGGAGUGGACCUGGCGGGGCUGAAGGGAGCCGCCAGACAGCUCUUCCUGCUGCUACGCCACUGGGAUGAGAACAUCAAGCUAAACAUGCUAUGUUAUAAUCCCAAUAAUAUGUGAGACAGUGAUCACUGAUUUGCAUUCUCACUUGUUACCAAUGAUAAUGACUCCUAAGAAGCAACACCUUUACAUGGAAAAGUAAAUCCUGUAUUUUAUCUGCAGGACUAAUCCCGUAACCAGUGCCAAGUUUCUAGAAUUAAGUUGCACAUGAAACAUUUUACUGUUGUAAGACUUUAUAUUUAUGUAACAAGAAUACCCUUUACAUGACAUAAACCAAGUGGCCUUUUAUUAGAAGUAUGCUUUAUGCAAUCACAAGAAUGCCUUGACCAUAUGAAUGGGCUUAUUGUAGUCUAUAUGUAGUCAGUAUAAUGUAUUACUUUGCCAAAUGUAUAACCAGUCAGUCAGCGUUGAAUGGCAAUGAUUUUGAUCAACAGGAUGAGUAUUUGAUAAACUAAUGACAUAUUGCUUUAAAUAAUUAAAUUAUUGUUUUGCGAAAAUAAAAGCAUAGUGGAAUUAA